Molecule: messenger RNA, 801 nt
Organism: Panicum virgatum (switchgrass)
Lineage: Eukaryota; Viridiplantae; Streptophyta; Magnoliopsida; Poales; Poaceae
Product: histone-lysine N-methyltransferase family member SUVH9-like
Exons: 1
Coding region: 1-801 (266 amino acids)
Cellular component (GO): nucleus
Molecular function (GO): histone methyltransferase activity; protein binding; zinc ion binding
Source: RefSeq, a predicted model, not a curated record
AUGGACGCCAGAAUCCGCCCGCCGAGGUACAUUUCGCUCGACCUCUCCAAGGGGGCGGAGGUCCUUCGUGUCCCCGUCUGCAACAAGCUGGAUGACGACAGGUCUCCCCUGCUAUUUGAGUACACUGUCCGCCCCGAGUUCCCGGUGCCCCCAGCGUCCGGGCCGGUCAGCCGGCAGAGGGGCUGCCACUGCGCCACGGGCUGUGGCUCCAAGUGCAGAUGCGAGAGGAAGAACACUGGAGGACUGGUGUACAAUGAGGAUGGCACUCUGGUGAUGGGAAGACCGGUGGUGUAUGAAUGCGGUGCUCUGUGUGCUUGCCCCAUGACCUGCAUGAACCGGGUGACGCAGCGAGGGAUGAAGCACCGGCUGGAGGUGUUCCGCUCCAACGAGACAGGCUGGGGUGUUAGGGCGCUGGACUUGAUACCGCCGGGCGCUUUUGUGUGCGAGUACAGUGGGGAUGUGGUCGCCAUGGAUGAUCAUCCAGGCAACACACUGAUGGAGGAGCGCAGCAUCAUCGACCCGAAGCGGUUUCCGGAGCGAUGGAAGGAGUGGGGAGAUGCCUCAGCCGUCGACCCAAGCAUCAGGGGACCCCAAUGCGCUCAGUUUGCAGGGCCAGGUUACCUUCUCGAUGUGUCCCAGAAGAGGAACGUUGCCUGCUACAUCAGUCACAGCUGCACGCCGAACGUGUUCCUUCAGUUUGUAGUCCGUGGCAAUGAGGAUGAACGGUACCCUCACCUGAUGGUUUUUGCCAUGGAGACAAUCCCACCAAUGCGAGAGCUGAGCAUCGAUUAUGGGCCAUAA